Schistocerca gregaria is the source of this 910-nucleotide messenger RNA. RefSeq lists its product as uncharacterized. Bases 458 to 742 code for a protein of 94 amino acids. Lineage: Eukaryota; Metazoa; Arthropoda; Insecta; Orthoptera; Acrididae. The record is from RefSeq and is a predicted model, not a curated record. The transcript is spliced from 4 exons.
ACUCCCAUAGAGUGCCACACUUUUCCAAGAUUCCCACAGGAGGCCAGACGUGUUUGUGCAUACGCACUGAAGAAUGUGGAUUCAUUGCCCAGUUAGGCCUAUCAAAUUAUAUGAAUGUGUGGUGUCUGUUCUUUUGGACUGUCUGAAAGAACAGACACCGCACAUUCAUACAAUCCUAUUGCUUCCAAUGUAAAUUUCGUGUAAGGUCUGUGAAGAAAUUUGGACUUGUACAGAGACAUAUAAACAGUUGUUUUUGGCUUGAGUGGUGCUGGUGAUGGCAGUGGUGAUUAUUGUAGCACAUUGGAUUUGCUGGCCCACAUGUGAGGUGAAAUUUUUACGAUAUGAUAUUGAAAUGACUAUGUUUUUCAGAAAUAUGACAUGCCUGUCAAGGAACAUUUCAUUGUAUUUGUGAAUAACACAGACAUUGCAAUAUCGUAUUUAUCCACUGACACCAGACAUGCGACUUUCAGUAAAAAUGUCUGACUUUUAUAAAAGUGUACAGAUGCAGGUUGUAGACACAUGGUUGAUGACAUCUGGAAAGUUUGGGUCUGGCCAUGAUCCAUGCUCAGGUAGCCUAAUGGUGUGUGUACUUGAUUAUUGUUCUUGUCUCCAAAAUAAUGAGGUAUUUAAUAAAAGUGUAGAAGCAUUGUUAGCCUCUGAAGGUGAAAUUCUUGUUUGUGCAUUUAUCAUGGGAUUUCUUGCUUUCAACUAUCACAAUGGAUUGCAGGGAAAGAAAAUCUGAAAGAGAACAUUUCCAAGUGAUUGUGCAAGAGAAAGAAGAGUCCCAAAAGAAACAGAAGAUGUACUUCAAGACUGUAGUUAAGAAACUGUGCUUAUGAGAAAAAUAUGUAGAUUGCAGUACUUUUGUUUAUAGCAUUAUUAAAAUUAGUUUCUGUCCUGUCACUUUGCG